AUUGCGGAACAGUCUCCCCGUGAAGCGAUGAAGAUGAUGGAAGCAAGAGUCAAGCUGGCCAACUGGGCUCAAACUGGAGAAAUGCCGUGGAAGUCUUCAAGGGAGGAGGUCACAAACAACCAGUCAUCAUCGUACACAAGCUUGCAAGAUGUUCACAGGAAGCAAGAUAGGCAGGCGGCUAAAAGAUCGGAUGGAAACAAAGCGCCGCAAGGCUCUGCAGAAAACAGGUCAAGACGCACUGCUCCUGGCAACGUGAAUGACAGUAACAAAGUUGACAGUGAUGGGUUUGUCAGGCCGGGGGUGGAAGCAGAGAAGUGGAUCAGAUCUAACAAAGUUUCUAAAGUGGGUGGGCAAAACACACCAGGGACUAAGAGAGACCAGGAUUAUUCGGGUGCACACUGGAGCAGAGAGUAUGACUCUGCAUCAUCAGCCGACAGCAAUGUCAGUUUUCACACCCUGGACUUUGAAGAGACCACUGACCAGUGCUCAGAGAGGGAUGCUUACGGCCACACCCCAUGCAAUGUCAAAAGUACGCAUGCGAAAAAUCCCUGCCUGGCGUUAGCGGAGGAG
Messenger RNA from Lymnaea stagnalis (great pond snail), 570 nucleotides. Lineage: Eukaryota; Metazoa; Mollusca; Gastropoda; Lymnaeidae. The record is from the annotation of a GenBank genome assembly.